Messenger RNA from Ictalurus punctatus (channel catfish), 3434 nucleotides. It is a transcript of the gene lpcat2, whose product is annotated as lysophosphatidylcholine acyltransferase 2. Gene Ontology annotation, molecular function: calcium ion binding; 1-acylglycerophosphocholine O-acyltransferase activity. Lineage: Eukaryota; Metazoa; Chordata; Actinopteri; Siluriformes; Ictaluridae. The transcript has 14 exons. The coding region runs from base 182 to 1759 and encodes 525 amino acids. Gene Ontology annotation, cellular component: endoplasmic reticulum. The record is from RefSeq and is a predicted model, not a curated record.
CGAUGGGAGCUUGACACGCAGCGUGACACCUUAAAAAGGAGAAAGCAUAAGGACAGAAAGGUUGCAUAGCUGUUGCGUGUUGUGCGAAGCUCCUGGCAUCGAGGAGGAAGUGCAGUGCAUUAACUGUGCGUCUGUUACUGACCCAGACAGACGCAUCGGCGCGCUGGAAUAUGCUCAUCUGAUGAUGAUGCCUCCAAAAAGAGUGUUUCCCAGGCAGGAGUCCCUCCUGCUCCCCGCCGUCGUCAAUCCCUUCCGCCUGGACUUUAAAUUGACCAAAAGCGACAAAAUCAAAUGUUUUCUUCUGGGAAUCAUCCUUGUGCCACUGCGCUCUGUCUUCCUCUUCCUGGUUCUUAUGGUAGCAUGGCUCAUUUCUUCCCUAAUCACGUUCAAGCGUCCUCUCAAAGGAGAAGUGGAACCUUUCACAGGCUGGAGGAGCUUUAUGUGUCAUAGAGUGAUGCCGGUUCUGGGCCGGCUGUGUUUCUUUGCGAUGGGCUUUCGCGUCAUAGUCAAGGGGAAACAGGCAACCAGCAGCGAGGCUCCGAUUCUGGCAGUGGCACCUCAUUCUUCAUUCUUUGACUCGAUCACCUGCAUCGUAUCAGGCAUGCCAUCUGUAGUGUCCCGCACUGAGAAUCUACUUGCUCCCAUGUUCGGCCGAUUUCUGCGCUGCCAGCAGCCUGUUGUCGUCUCACGGGAAGACCCAGACUCACGCAAACAAACAAUCACAAACAUCACCAACCGCGCCAAGUCUGAAGGCCGCUGGCCACAGUUGCUGAUUUUCCCAGAAGGAACGUGUACAAACAGAUCCUGUCUCAUUACUUUCAAACAAGGUGCUUUUUUACCAGGGGUCCCUGUACAGCCAGUGCUUAUCAGAUACCCCAAUAAACUGGACACUGUAACAUGGACAUGGCAAGGCCCUACAUUCCGGACCCAGGUUCUCCUCACCCUGUGUCAGCUCUAUACAACAGUGCAAAUUGAGUACCUUCCUCCAUAUAUUCCCAAUGAAGAAGAGAUAAACAACCCCAUAAAAUUUGCACAGUCUGUGAGGAGUCAAAUGUCAGAGGCUCUGGGUGUGCCCAUAACAGAUCACACUUUCGAGGACUGUCGGCUGAUGAUCUCAGCUGGGCAGUUGACUCUGCCCAUGGAGGCGGGGCUAGUGGAGUUCACCAAGAUCAGCAGAAAGCUUAAUCUGAAAUGGGACAACAUGCAGAAAGAGCUAGAGAAUUUUGCUGCGAUGGCCCAGUCCUGCAAAGGAGGUCGAAUCAGGAUCGAGGAGUUUGCUAGUUUUCUCAAGAUGCCCAUCAGCCCUGUGCUUCAGGAGCUCUUUGCUCUUUUUGACAGGGACGGGGAUGGCACUAUUGAUUUUAGAGAAUACGUCAUUGGUAUGACAGUGUUGUGUCGACCAGCAAACACAGAAGAAGUGAUCCAGACAGCAUUUAAGCUUUUUGAUGUGGACGAGGACAACAGCAUCACUCGAGAUGAGUUUGCUAGCCUGCUGCGCUCCACUCUCGGUGUCUGUGAUCUCGACGUCAGCAAACUCUUCGAUGAGAUCGAUAUCGAUGGAUCAGAAUGUAUCACGUAUGACGAGUUUCUCUCCUUUGCUUACACCCACCCCGAGUAUGCUAAACUCUUCACGACGUACAUUGAGCUGCAGCGCUACCAUUGCUUUGGAGAAGGACCAGUUUCACAGCUCACUUCCUUCUCUACGAUUCUCCCCAGUGAGCAGCAAGAAGAAUGUAGCUCGGACAAGAAGGAUGACUAAGUGCCUUAAAUCAAGAGUAAAGCCAUACUGAUUACACUGUGAGGCAAACAGAAAUGCAGAUUUCUGAUAGAAAUCAUUAGCCCAAGAUUAACCCAUGAAACUCAAAGGCCCUGUCAGUGGGUUCAGGCCUUCAUUCCUUACCCUUCUAACUACACACAUUUCCAAUUAGUUUCAUUUCAGUUAUUAAAUCAUUCAUUGCUACUCAAUCAUAUACAUUAAGGUGAAUAGCUAAGAAAUUAUAGUGGUGCUUGAAAGACACAUUUAAAAAAGUGAUUGUCAAUUGUAGUUUAAUCCUCAAAAUUGUAGGUACAGUGGUGCUUCAAAGUUUGUGAACACUUUAUAAUUUUCUAUAUUUGCUUAAAUAGGACCCAAAACAUCAUCAGAUGUUUCAUACUAUUUAGAAAUGGUUUUGUAACCUUUUCCAGCCUGAUGAGCAUCAAUAACUCUUUUCCUGAGGUCCUCAGAAAUCUCCUUUGUUCGUGCUGUGAUACACUUCCACAAACAUGUGUUGUGAAGAGCAGACUCUUAUAGAUUCCUGUUCUUUAAAUAAAACAAGGUGCUCACUCACACCUGAUUGUCAUCCUAUUGAUUGAAAACACUGGACUUGAAUUUCACCUUCAAGUUAACUGCUAAUCCUAGAGGUUCACAUACUUUUGCCAGUCACAGAUAUGUAAUAUUGGAUCAUUUUCCUUAAUAAAUAAAAUGACCAACUAUAACAUUUUUGUCUCAUUUGUUUGUGUUCUCUUUGUCAACAUUUAGGACUGGUGUGAAAAUCUGACAUUUUAAGUCAUAUUUAUGCAGAACUAUAGAAAUAUUCUAACUUGUACCUUGUACCACUGUACCUCUGAUUUUGAGGGUUAACCUGCAAUCGACCAUUUAUAUUACUGAAUAAUGAGUCCUUUUUGUAAGGGGCGCACAGUGGCUUAGUGGUUAGCAUGUUCGCCUCUCGCCGCCGGGGUUCGUUUCCCGCGGCUCUGUGUGUGCGGAGUUUGCAUGUUCUUUGCUUGUUCUCCCCAUGCUACGGGGGCUUCCUCCGGGUACUCCAGUCCAAAGACAUGCAUUGGCGUGUCUAAAGUGUGUGAAUGUGUGCCCUGCGAUUGACUGGCAUGGACUGGUGUAUCCCGCCUUGUGCCCGAUGCUCCCUGGGAUAGGCUCCAGGUUCCCCGUGAGCCUGAAAAGGAGUAUAAGAUGGAUGCAUGGAGUCCUUUUGGAAAGAAACUGGCAGUUGAGCUCUGGUAUUUUAAUGUAUCUUAAAUCCCCAUGUUUUUUCUAUGUACCUGAUGCCUUUUUAUCCCUCCCUCCCUCCUCUCUCUCACCGCUUUAGGGGCCUUGGUGUGGAAAGUUUGUUUGCAUCCAUAUUAAAGAGUUAACAUUCUACACAAAUUUUAAUGGUGUCAUUUGUGCUCAGUUAUACUGCGCUGCAUAAACAGUCGGAAGAUUUUCCCCUGUGGAAACACACAGGAACCUGUUGUGAAGGCUGAAAAUAUUCAAUGCUGUUAUUCUGCAGUCUUCCACCAGGUGACACCAAAAGCCCACUUUACACUUCUGUGUACAUUACUCACUUCCUGACUACCUGAAGAUCAUGUAACCAAUCUUUCAUCUUUGAGUUGACCAUUUUUUUUUAAUGUAAUACUCAAACAAGCAUAUGAUGAAAAUAAAGUUUUAUGGAAAAGUA